Molecule: messenger RNA, 2576 nt
Organism: Centruroides sculpturatus (bark scorpion)
Lineage: Eukaryota; Metazoa; Arthropoda; Arachnida; Scorpiones; Buthidae
Product: ras-related protein ced-10-like
Exons: 6
Coding region: 1516-2112 (198 amino acids)
Biological process (GO): small GTPase-mediated signal transduction
Molecular function (GO): GTP binding; GTPase activity
Source: RefSeq, a predicted model, not a curated record
UCCAAAAUUAUUAAUGAACUAAUAUGUGAUUUUUUGUACAGUAAUUGUCUUUAGAAAGUUUAAAAGGGAGGAUUAAAAAAUUGAUUGUAUGUCUUCAAUUAUAUUCCUGAAGGGAAAUGACGUCAUCGUGGAAUCUGGUAAGGUGACUUUAUCAUCACGAUAUAACUGGCUAUUGUGAAAUUUAAUACAUAAAAUAAUAUUUAAUUAACUACAAUUGUGACAUCGUUGUUUCUGAAACUGUCAUUUUUUUAAUACAAUGGCAAUAAAAUAACGUUUAACAAGUAUGAUUAGUGGCGGCAUCUAUCGGCAAGAUAAUCUAUACAAUAUUAAAGUGUACUAACAAGCACGUGAUAGAGAGGAAUAGUUUUACAUUAAAUACAUUUAACGAUCAUUAGUCUAUUAUAUUCAAAUCUUGGUAACAAUGACUAUAAAUGUCGUAUUGAAUUGUGUUAAGGCAAGAAAUGACGUCAUGUUUGUUUAGCAGGAUAUUUGUAUGAUAUCAUUUUUAGUUAAAAUUGGUCAUUAUUGUGGGUUUCAUUACUCUUCAAACUCGUUCGGCAUAAAUUAAUUUCGUUACGAUAUUUGUUAAUGCAUUCGUAAAGGGUUUUCUCAUACAUUAUCAUUUGCUUUAUUGUAUAGUAGCUUAUGGAAUGGAGUUAAACAAUUGUAAUAUUUCGUGGGUCUUUCGAAAGGUCGUUGACACGAUUAUAAUCAAAACAAUUCUGUUUACAAAAUUAACUGGUCAAAUGCUCCGAAUAAAACUUUAUUAGUGGCAAAAAUAAUUUUUUUUGGUGUUUUAACAUUUUAUAUCACGAUACGUAGGAGUGGUAUCCUAACUUACCGGAAGCACUUACACUGGUUUCCUUCUCAGGAUGACUAAACUUCACUUUUUUCAUCCUCCCUGCCAUCUGUACUGAAAGAAAACAAACUAGGGAGUUUCUCGGUAGCCCACACUUGCCACACUUUGACCUCGAUUAUUUACAAAUUAUAAUUUUUCUUAAUAGGUAUGGGGCCCCAGAAAGGGAUUGCCUCGAGGUGUUACUCGAUUUGUUUCCCUUUAAAGGCAUAAUAAGCCGAAGUGUAAAUUUCCCAGACACCCCUCAGUUCUUUAAAAGAAAUGCUCCUGGAAUAAGUCUUUAAUUAAAAAAUAGAGAGAUUUUUAACUCGGCGAUAUAAAUACAAAGGCUCGUUUGUUGUUGCAUACCUGAAAAGAGAACGGUUACGAUGACGUAGAGUUAUUUUCGCCCACGUGACUAAUCCCUGCCAAUCAACCGAUCGACUAAGGUAUUGUCUGGGCAGCAUGCUUCGUACCUGGUCGUCGAAGUCCUGACUCCCGAUUUAGUUUUAUAAACUCCCAAAUUCGAUACGUUUCCUUAGAAUAACAUCCGCUGUUUAGUAAUUCUAACGAGCGAUGGACAAAGUCGCCCGUCGUUGAGUUCCGUAUACUAAUCAACAGGUGGUUGGUGGGGUUUGACGCCAUUCCUGUUUGUGCCGAGAACAUUGUUGCCUUUUCCUAUGACGUCGCGGCCGAACCGUCCACUCAAAAUCGUCGUUAUAGGGGACGGGACAGUGGGCAAAACAUGCCUUCUGAUUUCCUACACUACAGGAAGUUUCCCCGAAGGAGAAUAUGUACCAACGGUAUUUGAUAAUUUUGCUGGAAAUAUGAAUUGUGAUGGCUUACAAGUUAGUCUUACUUUAUGGGACACAGCAGGGCAAGAAGAUUACGAAAAAUUACGCCCGCUAUCAUACCCUGGUACAGAUGUGUUUCUUUUGUGUUUCAGCGUAGACAACCGACCGUCUUUUAAUAAUAUCGCCGCAAAAUGGCAACCAGAAGUUCGACAUCACUGUCCAAGGGCACCAUACAUCCUAGUCGUGUUCUGUGACCGCACGAUAGCAACCAAAACUGAUUUAAGGAGCACUUCGGACAAUAGCAAUCUUAUAUCGAGAAGCAGCGGUAAGAAAAUGGCAGCUAAAAUCAAAGCAGCGAAAUACGUGGAAUGUUCAGCGAAAACUUUGGAAGGUGUUCAAGAGGUUCUAGAAGAAGCCGUCAGGUCAGUCCUUAACCCAAAGUCAAGCUUUAAAUGUCAACGGCAGAGAUGCUCAUUGCUUUAGUAUUUGUAUAUUAGUCUUUAUAUGUACAGAGCAUAUUCGAUAACGUUUAUUGUUACAUCAAUAAAUUGACUUUAAUAAUGUUUUGUAGUUUUAAAUAGAAAAUAUUCAUGUUUUUACCAAUAUUUAUAUAAAUAUUGUAUGUAGCAAUGGUGCUGCAAUUCGUAAUUUAAGCGUUUUUAAUAUGUAUACCAAACAAAAGUAAUUUAUAUAGAAAAAAAAUGUUGUGUAUAAAAUUUGGAUUAAAUUUUUUAAAUAGAAAUUUUACAUUUCAAAAUAAUACAAUUGUUUCUGUAUUAUACAAUUUAUACUAAAAUUUCCAUUACAAAGCAUUAGUUGUCAUUUCGUGAGAAAAACUGUCCACAUCAUUGGAAAUCAUAAAUUUCAAAGUUGGAAUAUUACAUAAGACUGAAGUUUCAACAACUGUACAAAUAGCAUAUUGAAUUAAAACUUGUACAAAAAUUGAA